Messenger RNA from Lactuca virosa, 525 nucleotides. NCBI's taxonomy places the organism in Eukaryota, Viridiplantae, Streptophyta, Magnoliopsida, Asterales, Asteraceae. The record is from the annotation of a GenBank genome assembly.
AUGGCUUCUGAUUCGUCUGACAUACCUUCACUUAAGAACGUUGAAGUUGUUGUUGGAAAAGUGAAUCCACCGAAAGAUGUAUCAAAAUCGACAGUUGAUCCUAAUGAUUCCAAUUCGUCUGACAUACCUUCACCUGAGAACUUUGAAGAUGUUUGUGGAAAAGUCGAUCCACUAUCAGAUGUAUCACAAUCGACAUUUGAUCCUAAUGAUUCCAGUUCGUCUGACAUCUGUUCACCUAAGAAAUUUGGAGAUUUUGAUGGAAAAGUCAAUCCACAUUCAGAUUUGGAGAGGGUCAUUUCGGAAGAGAUUUCUUUAAUUGCCAAAGAAGAGGAGAAGCUGUCAAAAAAAGAAAAAAGGAAGUUGGCUUUGUUAUGUUGGAAGUGGGAAGAAGUUGUAGAUCUAUGUGAAGAUGAAGACUUGGGUGUAGAUCUACCAUUGAUACCAGUGAAAAAGAAAGUGAAAGUUUCCAUUCAAUCUCGAAAUCGAGUCAUGAAACUUUUUGAUGAAUCAGAUGUUGAUGAGUGA